CAUGAAGACCCAAGAAUAUCGUACCAUUGUCACGUGAUAAACACGUGUUGUUUUAUGUCACGAGAACCAAUUAUCGACCAAUGAGCAUGUUUAUGCUCCGAAAUUCUUUCCUUCAAAUCGAAACGGCCUUCUAUCCACUUCUGUCACUUCUUGCUCCCUUAUUAACCUAGGAAUCAUCUUCAGCAUGGCUAAAAUUGUGCUCUUCCUAUGUAUGUUGUCGUUUGGGUUUUGUGCUGCAAAAAUCGUGAAAUUCACUGUUUGUGAGGGUAAAACACUGAAAGGAAAACUUUCUGAGCUGGAGAUUAUUCCRUGUGAAGCAGAACCUUGUGGACUGAAGCGUGGGACGAAUGUGACCAUGAAGGCUCACUUUACACCUUAUGAAGAAGUAAAGGACGCAAAAUCAGUAGUUCAUGCAAAGGUUGCUGGUUUYAGUGUUCGYUUUCCACUUCCCAACCCAGAAGCAUGCCAUGACAGUGGCUUGACUUGUCCUUUGAAAGCUAAUGGAACCUAUGUAUUAAAUGCUAUWUUGCCUGUUAAGUCUGAAUAUCCAAAAAUUUCAGCUCCAGUUACCUGGGAAUUACAAGAUUCAAAUAAAAAUGACAUUUUUUGCUUUGUAAUUUCAAUUCACAUUGAAUAAUGCAGAAAUCUUUUGACUAAUGCAGAAAAUGUUUCAAUUGCAUUUAGCAUAACACCUGCUCGUCUGAGAAGUUUUUAGUUUAAAUUGUUUUUUUAAUAAAGGAUGAAAGAAACAGUAAUAUUAAUAUAAGUAUUUAAAUUGAUGUGAAGAGAUGAUUUCAUAAUGUAGAGUUAACAUCUGCCUGUGGAGAUGAUUGUACAGGAUUCAGCAAGCAGGUUACAAUGUUAUUGUAGUCUUAGAAGAUAAUGUUAUUUUUUUUUUCAUCUGUACACAACUGUCAGUAUGGCUGUAGAUUAUUUUAGAAAGCUGUUUUCAUUUUUUGUCUCUAUAUAAACCUAAAUUUCAGAAUGUGAAAUAGGCUGAAAGAACAAGGCUGCAUUAGCCAUAGUAGUUUAAGUGCAUUGUUGUGCUAACACAAUGAUUAGUUUUAAAUAUUUAGUAUAUUUGGUCAUGUUAUUCACUAUAGAGUGGUUUUCAUUAACCUUUGAAAUGCACKAKAUCAUARAUKGUWAUUGUAUAACUUUACUAGACGUUUUUCAUGAGAUAAUGAAAUAUUUCUACUUUUGAAUUGUUGUUUCUUUAUUAAUAUUUUGAUAUGAUAAAUAUUGAAAAAGUGAAAGUUUUCAAUUGAAACAUUUUUAUUAGUGGAUAUAAAAUUCUGCCAUUUAUUAAGUGAAUGUCAGCAGAUUGCAUGCCAUAUAUAUAUAUUGUGCAUGGCAAAAAGUUCCCAUUUUCCAGAUCCAGACCUGGUGGUUAUAGAUAGAUUAACUACAAAUAAAUAUGGUAUAUUAGAUCACAAAAAUUAUUAUUGACACCAAGCUUUCAAUUUCUAUAAAGUCCUUGUAAACCUCAUGAAUAAUUAAUGAGGAAAACACAAUAGAAAUCACAACUGUGAA
This is a messenger RNA of Exaiptasia diaphana, 1533 nucleotides long. RefSeq names its product NPC intracellular cholesterol transporter 2 homolog a. The record is from RefSeq and is a predicted model, not a curated record. The transcript has 4 exons. The coding region runs from base 185 to 637 and encodes 150 amino acids. Gene Ontology annotation, molecular function: sterol binding. Lineage: Eukaryota; Metazoa; Cnidaria; Anthozoa; Actiniaria; Aiptasiidae. Gene Ontology annotation, biological process: intracellular cholesterol transport.